GAACGAGGCGGUGGCGGGCGGAGGCGGCGGGCGAGGGCGACGACGACCAGUGAGGCGGCUGCUGCUGCGAGGGCCGCAGCCCAGGCGCGGGGGCGACUACAGGUUAAAAAUCUGUAAGAGCCUGAUUUUAGAAUUCACCAGCUCCUCUGAAGUUUGGCGAAAUAUGAGUUAUUAAACCUACGCUCAGAUCAAGUUAGCAGCUAGACUGGUGUGACUACCUGUUUUUAAUCAGUGACUCAAAGCUGUGAUCACCCUGAUGUCACCGAAUGGCCACAGCUUGUAAAAGAGAGUUACAGUGGAGGUAAAAGGAGUGGCUUGCAGGCUAGAGAAGCUGCACCUCGUAUUAUUGGAAUGCCAGCAGGUUUAUUUUUUGUUUUGCAAGCCUGCUCUGCCUCCUUACAGUAUGACAUCUGAUGCUGGAGGGUCGCACUUUCAAAAAUGAGUCAGCUGGUACAUGGGGUUACCAUCACUUUUUAGCUCUUCUGUCUGAGAGAUACAAGUUUGGAAGCAAUCUUGGGGUACUUACCCACAAGGCUGGUGGAGACCAGGGAAAGCUGAUUUCAUUGUUGAACUAAGAUAAUCAUGGUCAAAAUGAUAAAUCUGACAUCAUCAGGAGAACCUCAGUCUGACGACAUUGAAGCUAGCCGAAUGAAGCGAGCAGCUGCAAAGCAUCUAAUAGAACGCUACUACCACCAGUUAACUGAAGGCUGUGGAAAUGAGGCCUGCACGAAUGAGUUUUGUGCUUCCUGUCCAACUUUUCGUCGUAUGGAUAACAAUGCAGCAGCUAUUAAAGCCCUUGAGCUUUAUAAGAUUAAUGCAAAACUCUGUGAUCCUCAUCCCUCCAAGAAAGGAGCAAGCUCAGCUUACCUUGAAAACUCUAAAGGUGCCCCUAACAACUGCUCUGACAUAAAAAUGAACAGGAAGGAAGGACAAGGAGCAAGAGAUGAUUUUAAAGAUGUGACUUACCUAACAGAGGAGACAGUAUAUGAAAUUCUUGAAUUAUGUAGAGAGAGAGAGGAUUAUUCCCCUUUAAUUCGUGUUAUUGGAAGAGUUUUUUCAAGUGCUGAGGCAUUGGUUCAGAGCUUUCGAAAAGUCAAACAGCACACCAAGGAAGAAUUGAAAUCUCUUCAAGGAAAGGAUGAAGACAAAGAUGAAGAUGAAAAGGAAAAGGCUGCAUGUUCUGCUGCAGCUAUGGAAGAAGAUUCAGAAGCAUCUUCCUCAAGGAUAAGUGAUGGCUCACAAGGAGAUAACAACUUACAAAAAUUAGGCCCUGAUGAUGUGUCUGUGGAUAUUGAGGCCAUUAGACGGGUCUACAUCAGAUUGCUCUCUAAUGAAAAAAUAGAAACUGCAUUUCUCAACGCACUUGUAUAUUUGUCACCUAAUGUGGAAUGUGACUUGACGUAUCACAAUGUAUACUCCCGAGAUCCUAAUUAUCUGAAUUUAUUCAUUAUCGUUAUGGAGAAUAGAAAUCUCCACAGCCCUGAAUAUCUGGAAAUGGCUUUGCCCUUAUUUUGCAAAGCAAUGAGUAAGCUACCCCUCGCUGCCCAAGGAAAACUGGUUAGACUGUGGUCUAAAUACAAUGCAGACCAGAUCCGGAGAAUGAUGGAAACGUUUCAGCAACUUAUUACAUACAAAGUCAUAAGCACUGACUUCAACAAUCGAAAUCUAGUAAAUGAUGAUGAUGCUAUUGUUGCUGCUUCCAAGUGCUUGAAAAUGGUUUACUAUGCAAAUGUAGUGGGAGGGGAAGUAGACACAAAUCAUAAUGAAGAAGAUGAUGAGGAGCCCAUUCCUGAGUCCAGUGAAUUGACGCUUCAGGAGCUAUUGGGAGAAGAAAGAAGGAACAAGAAAGGUCCUCGAGUGGACCCACUGGAAACUGAACUUGGUGUUAAAACUCUGGAUUGUCGAAAACCACUUAUCCCUUUUGAAGAGUUUAUUAAUGAACCACUGAAUGAUGUUCUAGAAAUGGAUAAAGAUUAUACUUUUUUCAAAGUAGAAACAGAGAACAAAUUCUCAUUUAUGACAUGUCCCUUUAUAUUGAAUGCUGUCACAAAGAAUUUGGGAUUAUAUUAUGACAAUAGAAUUCGUAUGUACAGUGAACGAAGAAUCACUGUUCUCUACAGCUUAGUUCAAGGACAGCAGUUGAAUCCAUAUUUGAGACUCAAAGUCAGACGUGACCAUAUCAUAGAUGAUGCUCUUGUCCGGCUAGAGAUGAUCGCUAUGGAAAAUCCUGCAGACUUGAAGAAACAGUUGUAUGUGGAAUUUGAAGGAGAACAAGGCGUUGAUGAGGGAGGUGUUUCCAAAGAAUUUUUUCAGCUGGUUGUAGAGGAAAUCUUCAAUCCAGAUAUUGGUAUGUUCACAUAUGAUGAAUCUACAAAAUUGUUUUGGUUUAAUCCAUCCUCUUUUGAAACUGAGGGUCAGUUCACUCUGAUUGGCAUAGUACUGGGUCUGGCUAUUUACAAUAACUGUAUACUGGAUGUACAUUUUCCCAUGGUUGUCUACAGGAAGCUAAUGGGGAAAAAAGGAACUUUUCGUGACUUGGGAGACUCUCACCCUGUUCUAUAUCAGAGUUUAAAAGACUUACUGGAGUAUGAAGGAAGUGUGGAAGAUGAUAUGAUGAUCACUUUCCAGAUAUCUCAGACAGAUCUUUUUGGUAAUCCAAUGAUGUAUGAUCUAAAGGAAAAUGGUGAUAAAAUUCCAAUUACAAAUGAGAACAGGAAGGAAUUUGUCAAUCUCUAUUCUGACUACAUUCUCAAUAAAUCAGUAGAAAAACAGUUCAAGGCUUUUCGGAGAGGUUUUCAUAUGGUGACCAAUGAAUCUCCCUUAAAGUACUUAUUCAGACCAGAGGAAAUUGAAUUGCUUAUAUGUGGAAGCCGGAAUCUAGAUUUCCAAGCAUUAGAAGAAACUACAGAAUAUGAUGGUGGCUAUACCAGGGACUCUGUUGUGAUUAGGGAGUUCUGGGAAAUCGUUCAUUCAUUUACAGAUGAACAGAAAAGACUCUUCUUGCAGUUUACAACUGGCACAGACAGGGCACCUGUGGGCGGACUAGGAAAAUUAAAGAUGAUUAUAGCCAAAAAUGGCCCAGACACAGAAAGUAAGAGCAUUACUGGCAAAAAGUUUCCCAGAAUCAUGUUCCUCUUAGAUAUUCCUCCUUGAUGCGGAGACGAAGGCUUGCGUGGGAAGCUCCAGACGCGCGGGCCCAGCCCAGCCUGCUCUUCCUCUGCUACUCGUGCUUGCUGCUUGUCUCCGUGUCUCCAUUUGAAGGGCUUCAGGUCCACUUUCUUACUGUUAAAUCCUGCCUUGAUUGUCAUAUUUUUAUAGAAGAGGAAAAGCAUUUUCUCCCUGAGUUCCGGAGCAGUCUUGAGGUCAGGGGUAAGAUUUUUCUUGGUAAGUAUUAAGAAGUAGUUGUGGAUUGAUAACGGGGUGGAAAGGGGAAGGGUGCUUUAGGAAAAAAGAUGUUUGUUCUUGGUGAUGGAAUUGCUUCCAGUUUGUUUUCUGAUCUCUUCGAGAACAGUUUUCUGCCUUCUUCCUGCACCCUGUGUUCUGAUUCCUGGAGCAUGCAGUAUUGCUUCAUGGCCUUUCUCCCAUGGGCUGUGCAAAGUGUAAUCUUGAAAGAGAAAACAUGUGGGCUGUGGUAGACUUUGGAUUCUGUCUUCCAUAAACUUGGCUUUCUCACUCAUGAGAAACUCCUGCAUUAAGCUGUCUUGGAUCUGGGUCAGCAGUACCUGGUCCAUUUGUACAUUCUCUGGGCCAUGUGGGUUGUUCCUGGGUCUUGGCCUUUUCUUCUUGGAGUGCUCCCCACUCCUGUCUCCAUAGACUAUGUAUUUAAGAAGCUUGCCUUUUGAUUUCCUGCUGAUGGCUGGAUCUUGGAGGUGACUCUGCAUAGUCUUCGAGGGCCUGGUGGGGGAGUCUUUCACCAUCGCUUCUCCCUGCAGUGGUGGCCUGCUGUCCACAGGAAGCUGUCUCGGUUUUGCUCCCUGCUCUGAAUUAUCCAGAGAUGCUACAGAUAAAACCAGAGCUGAUUUGCCCUCCCCUCUGGAGGGAGACCACCUUAUUUUUUCACAUGUCCUCCUACUUUCAUCCUCGGAGUGUGGCUUUAAGGUUGCCCUAGAAGCUGUGGGUGGGUAAAUCCUGUCCUUGUCCAGGCCAGCUCCAAAGAGAACUGUGCUCUUUUCCCAGCCUCUCCUGUUCUGCACUAUCGCCUUCACUGCUGCCUCACUGUCAUCCACCAAGGUGGUGGUGUAGUUAGACAACUUAUUCCUAGAGGUAAGACGUUUGACCAGGUCCUUGUUGCCUAGUAACUGUGCAUGUGCCAGCUCUGACCUUUGGAGCUUUGAGUGGCAUUUUUUAUAAAAGGCUUUCUGCUCCAUUAGCCAGGCGUUAGCUUCAUAUUUCUUCAUGGAGUCCAGAAAACUGAGUUUCUUUUUCAGCAUAUUCUCUUCUUUCCAGUUGAAGGACAGAAUUGAGUAGGAUUUCUCUGUUUCCAUAAGCUUUAUAUUCUCUCCAAGUAUGGAAUAGCGCCUGUUUCCCUGAUUCUUGGUGCUGUCCAGCAAGCUCUGAUUGUCACUCUGUUGAUGGUUUUUCCAUGAGCUGCCCAGUUGGGUCUGGGGAUCCGACAUCUCUCCCCUUACCUGGGGACCUGGCAGCCAACAUGCUGUCAGCAGACCUGUGAGGGAACUCAGUGACCUGUGGGCACUGUGACCACAGGGUUCUAUUCUAGGCUCCAGCGUUUGUUGUUAAGAACUCUGGAUGAUCAAGGCAUAGAGUCUGGUGGCCAAGCACUUCUAAGGACAGAGGUCCUAAGAGGCUUCUCCACUGAUCUGUUUACCACAGGUCUGGUUUCCACCUGAGAAUUGUCCCCAUUCCAAGGGGAAGGAGGCUUAACAGCCAUACACCCUGUCUUUCUCUGAGUGAUAGGACUUGAAUUGGCAGGGGCAGGGAUGAAAGGCCCCAUGUGUUCACUUUUCAGUCUAUUAUAACUGUUAGAAAUUUCUUAAUUUUAGUUCCCCCUCUCCCUCGCAGGUGGUAUUAGGAAGUUUUUAAUAAGAUUAUUAACAGAGAUAAUGAGAUUUAGAAGUAUAAUCUAAUAGGAAAACUUUUAUGUAAGUGGUAGAAAAAAUACUUUUUAUGGUUUUAUUGUAUGACUCAAGGAUGAAAUUGGUUAAUUGGGUGAAGUUGGGCCAUUUCUUUAAUUGUGUUAAUAAUAUAUUCUUCAAAUUUAAGGGGGGUGGUAGGAAGGAAGGUGGUAGAGGAGGAAGAAAAAGAAAAGAUAAUGAACAAGGAUAACUUUAUUGACGGCACAUCAGCUGUUGACAGUCUGUCCCUGGAUCUUGAGCUCAACAAAUGUGGGCCUAACCACAGACCUUUUCUAGGUAGCCUCAGACAGGGUGACAGCAGGGUGGGUCACAAAACCUGCUAGAUGGUGAUGGUGCCAGCCUGCAGAAGCUCCCAGUUUCUAAUUCUGGUAUUCCUCAAACCAUAGCCCAAUUUACAUAAGCACCUUAAAAUAACUUGCUGCAUUUGUUCCACCAGGAAUUUAAGUGUGUUUAUGACCACUUUACAACUCAGAAUGUUACUUGUUAGAGAUUCUUUCUCUCUCUCUCUCUCUCUCUCUCUCUCUCUCUCUCUCUCUCUCUCUCUCUCUCUCUCUUUUGGUGGCUGCACCAACAGCAUGUGGAAGUUCUCAGGCCGGGAAUCGAACCCAUGCCACAACUGGGACUUGAGCCACUGCAGUGACAAUGCUAAAUCCUUAAACCACUGCACCACAAGGGAACUCCUAGGAUUUCCUUUUUUUUAAAUGACUUAUCUUUUUAACAACUACAGCCUUCCUCUCCUUAGGGAUCCAUUGAUUGUUGCCCAUGUAGUGUGUAAAUCAUCUGUCCCCUUACUCUUCCUUUUAUCCCACUUACUUCCGUUUCCCAAUCCAUCCUAAACUCUCCUCAAGACCAGCACAUUCACAACCUCUUUUAUGCAAACAUUAUAUACCUGAAGUAGUGCUGAGACUUCUUCAGCACAUCAUACCUUCUCAAAAUCUUAGACUUCCUCUGUGUUUGUUCCCCUUAAGAGUUAACUGCUUUCAUAAACUUUGUUGUAUAACACAACACAUUGAUAGCUCUCUCACCUACCCAGAUCUUAUCCUUUUACUUAUACAAAUACCAAUGUACCCUAAAUAUUAGUGAAAUUAAAUUUUAUAAGUGAUUUGUGAUUUUUAAUUAGAAAAUAUAUAAAUGUGAGUUUUCAUGAACUCAGGUUCUCCUGCCCCCCCCCCCCCCAAUAUCCAGGCCACCUUCUCUCAAUGGUUAUCAUUCAGUUUGGAGGGCUGACCUCAGAACUAUGCCCAGCCACAGGGGUAGAUAGAUACAUCUAAGCCAAUCUGGAUAAUGCCACCUGCCUUGCCACAGUGGUUGGCUUAGGUUGGGACCAGCCAAAACUAUUAAGGGCCUCUCAGAUAAGACAGGAUGUUUACUGUGGCUUGGGGAAAAGAGCAUGUUUCCUCUGACAUGGAUUUUGGGAAGCAACAUGCAGCCUGAACAAGAAAGCAUUUUGUUCCAGUGGCUGUUGACUCCAACUGGUGUCAUCAGCCUUCCUACACCCAAGGCAUCUAGCCUUGAGAUGAUGGUGACCCAUGGAUGGUUGUGUAGAGAAGCAGAACCCAGAUUUUAAAUCACAUUGCUGAGCCAUUUCAUCAAAUCAUCCCAGAAGUCUUUAGCUAACAAUAUCUUACUGACAUAAAUUCUUACUCAGCAAAGUAUCAGAACUUCUUGGUAGGGGGAAGUGACUUUGUGAGAAUGAUGUUGGCCCAUUUCACAAUGUAGAAGAAGUUCCUUCUUUUACCUCACUGACCUUAAGUAUCAGGACAGCCAUCACAAUGGUUUGGUGGUUGAGUUGUUUUAUUGCAACUGGUGAAAGGGCUGAAUUUAUCCAGUUAUUCCUUUAGACUCUUCUCCCUCAGGAUUGUUUUCCCUAUCCUGAGCCCCCUAAAAGUUAGAGGUGCUAGUUUGUUUUACAGUCAACGGGGCCCAUCCAGAAUAAUCUUCAAAUAUUUAACAAUGUGGCCCCAAUCAAUUGGAAUAGAUGCCAGUUUUAAACAGCCAUCACAACUAAGAACGCAUCUUCACCUAAAACACCACUGCCUUUAAUAAUAUAUGUUUUAUAAGUAUUAUAAGGCUCUUAAACUAUACACUGUGAUAGGUAUAAUAUUACUUGAAGGUAGACUGUAAUAAAGAGGUAUAUAUAAACCCUAAAGCAACCACUAAAUUAACAAGCAGAGUUGUAAUUAAUAAGACAAUAAAGCAGAGUCCUAGAAAAUGGUUGUCAUGGGGUUGAAUUGUGUCCCCCUCCAAAAGAUACCCCUGGUAUCUGAAUUUGACCUUAUUGGGAAAUAAGAUCUUUGCAGAUGUAAUUAAUUUAGAUGAGAUCAUUAGGAUGUGACCUACUUCAGUGUGACUUUAGUCCUUAUUAGAAGAUGAGAACAGGACACAUAGGGGAAGAAUGGCCAUGUGACAGUGGAGGUAGAGAUUGGAGAAAUGCAUCUAAAAGCCAAAGAAUGCCAAGGCUUGCUGGAAAAAGUAUCAGAAGGUAAAAGAGGCAAGAAGGAUUCUUGCAUAUAGGUUUCAAAUGUCUAGCCUCCCAAACUGUGAGACAAUAUAUUUCUGUUGUUUUCAGUUACCUGGUUGGUAGUACUUUUUUACAUUAGCCCUAGGAAAUGAAUACAAUGCUUAACCCAAAAGAAGGCAGAAAAGAAAACAAACAAAAAAGGAACUAAUAAGAUAAAUACAACCAAAUGUUAAUAUUAGCUGUAAUAAUCAUAUCAAAUGUAAAUCAUGUAAAAACUACAGUGAAAAGGCAGAGAAUAUUAGACUGGAUUUUUUUUAAAAAGACACACCUAUGUAUAUUGUACAGGAAAUGUACUUCAAAUACAAAGACAAUAGGUUAAAACUAAGAUGGAAAUAGAUACACCAUGCUAACACUAAUCAAGGAAAUCUAGAAUGACUAUGUUAAUACCAGCAACAUAUGUUUCAGAGCAAAGCAUGUUAGGAGGGUAUAUAAUAAAGUUUUACUUUAUAAUCAUAAAGGAGUCAAUUUAACAAGAGGACAUAUCAAUCUGAAGGGUUUAUGUAUCUAACAAACUUUGAAAAUACUUGAAGUGAAAAUUGAUAGGAAUGCAAGGAAAGAAAAUAGAAAAAUCCACAAAAUCAGAGAUUUUAAUACAUCUUUUUGUUAUUGAUAGAAAAAAAUAAGGUUAUUGGAGACUUGAGUAGUAAUUUGCCACUUUGACUUUAGUGAUAUUUCUGGAACAUUCCAUAUAAUAGCAGAAUGCACAUAAAUUUCAAGUGAAUGAGAUAUUCACCAAGAUAGACCAUAUCGUGGGCCAUUAAACAAGGAUCAGUAUACUUAAAGGUGAAUAUGGAAUAGUGACUUUAGCAAAAUGGUGAACUAGGAAGCUCUGAACUUUUGUUAUCCCAUGGAGACGUAAGAGAAGAACCAGAAACUGGCUAAAAUAACCUUGUAGUAGCUCUGGAAAUCAGGCAAAAGUCUAUAGCAACCAAGCAAAUGCUCAGUUGAAAAAUCACAUUCAAAUGAUAGAAAGUUUUAUGGCUUUUUUUACUCACAUUUGCCACAACAACUCCCUGAUGUGGUGUGGUCUUGCUCUGGAGAAGGUGAAAGCUCAAUUUCCAAUUCCCACCUUUAAACUAGAGGAAAGAGAACAGCAGCAUUAUUUGCAGCAUUCUGGCCUGCUCCCCUCCCUACGCCCUUUCAGGGGGCUUCCUGAAGGACUGGUCUCACCUAACUCAGGCCUCAGAGAAAAGUGGCAGCCAGUGGUGGUGAAAGUUGCAAUGAUUCUAUAGAUGUGCAGACAUCCAGAGCAAUAUGUUAGGGGUGAAGACCAUCUAGACCCCUGAGGAGAAGCUGAGGUGAGACUCUGGGAAAAUUGAGGAAGUCAUACACAGGAGUUGCCGUCAUGGCACAGCGGAAAUGAAUCCAAUUAGGAACCAUGAUGUUGCAGGUUUGAUCCCUGGCUUUGCUCAGUGGGUUAAAGAUUCAGCAUUGCCAUGAGCUGUGGUGUAGGUCACAGAUGCAGCUUGGAUCUAGUAUUGCUGUGGCUCUGGCAUAGGCCGGCAUCAACAGCUCUGAUUAGACCCCUAGGCUGGGAACCUCCAUUUGCCAAAAGUGUCACCCUAAAAGGACAAAAGACCAAAAAAACAACACCCAAAAAAGUUGUAGAUAAAAUAAAUGCUCUGAGAAGAACUUAAGAUUUUAUCUCAGCUGAUUCCCUAGGGUCAGAGCAUGACCAGCUAAACAGUGAAGGACUUCUCUGGCACAGAUACAGUCUACAAAGUCUGGGAAAGCUGGCAAUCUGUUUUGCAAAUUUUUAACCAAGAGAACUUUAAAGUCAUACAAAGAGAUGUAUGGACAAUUCAAAGAAAGAAAAUAAAUUGGCAGAAACCACCUCUGAAGAAGUAUAGACAUUGGACUUACUAAAUAAAGACUUUAAAGGAACUGUCUUAAAUAUUUUCAAAUAGCUAAAGCAACCCCCCUCCAAAAAAAAAAAAAAAACUGAAAGAAAUAGGAAGUUACAUAUGAACAAAGUGAGAAUACCAACAAAGAGAAUUAUGAAGGACCAAAAAGAGAUUCUGGAACUGAAAAAUAUAACUGAAUUGAAAAAUUUACCAGAAGGUUUCAACAGCAGGUUUAAUAAGGCAGAAGAAAAAAUUAUCAAACUUGAAGGCAGGACAAUUGAGAUAAGUCUGUGGAACAGAAGAAAAAAAAGAAGUGAGCAGAACCUAAAGUACUUGUGAACUAUCAUCAAAUAAACCAAUAUAGACAUUAUGGGAUUCUUGUAUGGAAAAGA
Molecule: messenger RNA, 9850 nt
Organism: Sus scrofa (pig)
Lineage: Eukaryota; Metazoa; Chordata; Mammalia; Artiodactyla; Suidae
Source: RefSeq, a predicted model, not a curated record